GCUAAAUCUUGUUAUCUAGUGGAGUUGGGCAUGCUGUACCUGUUGGAACUUGAUGUUCAAUUAAAAUGAAAGGAUUUCCUCCAGGAAUAAUACUUCUGUUCAGGUUAAACUUCAUUUUAAUUAUUUGGAUCUCAACAAUGCACAUGUGGAGGUGUUACCCUACUGUCCCUUCUACGAGGAGUGAAGAAUUGACUUUUCUAAAGCCUUUCCUGGAGAAGUCUUUCAUUAAAAGGUCCUUUCGCAAUGGAGUUGGGUCAGGAAUUAAAAAAACUUCCUUUCAAAGAGCAAAGUCAUAAAUAACUGCUCAAGAAAGUAUCCUCAACUUUAGCAUCUAACAUUUAACUGUUUAAAAUAAUUUGCAGUGCAUUGCUGUGAUAAAACCAAAACAGACAAAUGUAUCAGCAUGUUCAUAACGUAAACAGAUGUUUAUUUCAAAUAGCGCUAGCCAAGUGAAGCAGAUUAAAUUGUUCAGUGAAGGCAUUGUUUUCAAAGUUACAAUAUCAUAAAGUUUUGUAUUGAAAUAAAUGUGUUUUCAGCUGGUUAAUUCUCCCGGGUUAUAAAACUACAGAUUUAAUCAGAUUGCUCUUGAUUAACACAAAAAUAGUACAGUACUGUGCUUUGAAUGCACACAUGCAACUAAU
This is a messenger RNA of Pelodiscus sinensis (Chinese soft-shelled turtle), 641 nucleotides long. NCBI's taxonomy places the organism in Eukaryota, Metazoa, Chordata, Testudines, Trionychidae. The record is from RefSeq and is a predicted model, not a curated record.